AUGGAGGACCAGUUCAUUCCUGCGUUAGAGGACAGCAGAGCUUUGCUCCUAAAUGUCUCCAAGGUGAUGGUGGACUCCGGCGCGGAGCGGCACCAGUACGCAGUCUGGCUCCCCGGCAUCGGGAUCGCUGCCGUCUACGGGAUGAUCAUCCUCGUGGGUCUGAUCGGGAAUGUCACGCUGAUGAAGACGUGUCUGCUGGUGAAGUCCAUGCGCACGGUGCCCAACCUGUUCCUGUCCAGCCUGGCUCUGGGGGACCUGUUGCUGCUGGUGACCUGCGCCCCUGUUGAUGCCAGCCGCUAUCUAGUGGACGAAUGGCUGUUCGGGCGCGUGGGCUGCAAGCUGAUCCCCUUCAUCCAGCUCACCUCGGUCGGGGUCUCCGUUUUCACCCUGACUGCGCUCUCUGCUGACCGGUACAAAGCAAUUGUCAAACCCCUGGACAUCAACAGAUCCAAGGCCACACUGAGCAUCAGUCUCCGUGUGGCUAUGAUCUGGCUGCUGUCCGUCACUCUGGCCAUUCCCGAGGCCAUCUUCUCCGACCUGCACUCCUUCACCACCAGCGACACGAACGAGACGUUUGUAACAUGCGCUCCCUACCCCCACGCUGGAGAGUUGCAUCCAAAGAUCCACUCCACUGCCUCCUUCCUCAUCUUCUACAUCAUCCCCCUACUCAUCAUUUCUGUUUACUACUUCUUCAUCGCUAACAGUCUGAUCAGGAGCUCAGCUGAAAUCCCUGCUGAGGGACAUCUGCAUCUGCAGAAACAGAUCAAGUCCAGGAAGCGUUUGGCCAAAACCGUGCUGGUGUUUGUCGGCUUGUUUGCUCUCUGCUGGCUCCCAAGUCAUGUCAUCUACCUUUACCGCUCCUACCACUAUGACCAGGUGGACACCUCUCUGGCUCACUUCAUUGCCAGUGUGUGCGCACGCAUCUUGGCAUUCACCAACUCCUGCAUAAACCCAUUCGCUCUGUACCUGAUGAGCAAGAGUUUCAGCAAGCACUUCAGGAAUCAGCUGGUGUGCUGCAGCUCUCCCAGACGCCUGUACAGCCAAAACAGUGCAACCACAAAUGUAACCUCCGUCUGAGGCUGUCCCGUGUCACCCAAACGCAGCAGUGUGCUUUACAAGGACUGCUACCUUUGAGUCAAUUGGACUAUUUCCUAAACAAUCAAUUUAGUAGAAAAGAAGCGUUAUCAUGAUGUAAAGCAGGUGUGAAUAUUGUUUUGGGUAUUAUUACACUUUAAUAAUAAAAUUAAAACGCAACAGCACAAUUUGAGAAAUUUAAAUUAUCUUAACUUGCUUUUAUUGCUUACAUAGUGACAUUAAAGCAAGAGUACUUUUGUUUUGCAUGUUUAUCUGCUGUAGUGAUUGUUUAAAUAGUUUAACAUGUAUUUUUAGUUCCUUCCUUAUGUGAGAUUGGUUGUAAAUAUUCGACAUUUAAAACCUGUUUCAUCUAUAGAUCUCCAGGCCACUCAGAGUUAACUUGUCCCAAAAACACAAGAAUAUCCAUCACUUUAAGGACAAUCUUUGUUGACCAGCUCAUGUUAUUUAUAUUUUCAAAUGUGUCAGGACAUGGUUUAAAAACCUUUAGAAUCUGAUUGUAGUUUGUGAUUCAGAUUUUAACGAUCGAUUGUAAAGAGAAGCAAAGGUUUUCCGUUAUUAACAAAUAAAAUAAGAGUGUUGUGCAUCUGUUUUGCAUCUGACACAUAGUUAUAGUAUUUAUUAUUAUAUAAAACUUGGUGAACUGUUUUGGACCUAUUGUAUAUUGUUAAAAAAAAAUGAAGUCAUUGUUUGGUUUG
This is a messenger RNA of Cyprinodon variegatus (sheepshead minnow), 1790 nucleotides long. Its product is annotated as gastrin-releasing peptide receptor-like. Gene Ontology annotation, molecular function: G protein-coupled peptide receptor activity. Lineage: Eukaryota; Metazoa; Chordata; Actinopteri; Cyprinodontiformes; Cyprinodontidae. The transcript has 3 exons. The record is from RefSeq and is a predicted model, not a curated record. The coding region runs from base 1 to 1077 and encodes 358 amino acids. Gene Ontology annotation, biological process: G protein-coupled receptor signaling pathway. Gene Ontology annotation, cellular component: membrane.